Colletotrichum higginsianum IMI 349063 is the source of this 735-nucleotide messenger RNA. RefSeq names its product ATP synthase subunit 4. The record is from RefSeq and is a predicted model, not a curated record. Gene Ontology annotation, biological process: proton motive force-driven ATP synthesis. NCBI's taxonomy places the organism in Eukaryota, Fungi, Ascomycota, Sordariomycetes, Glomerellales, Glomerellaceae. Bases 1 to 735 code for a protein of 244 amino acids. The transcript is spliced from 4 exons. Gene Ontology annotation, molecular function: proton transmembrane transporter activity.
AUGGCGUCCCGCUUGGCUAGAAGCGCCGUCGGCGCGAACCUCCUCCGGCCGACCCUUGCUCGCCGCACUCUGCCCGCCAUCUCGGCUUCGAUUGCCGGCGCCCGUAACGCCUCCAACGUCCCCGCUGAGGAUCCCAAGAAGAAGGCCCAGUCCAUCGUCGACGCCCUGCCCGGCAACUCGCUUCUCUCCAAGACCGCCAUCCUUUCCUCCUCCGCCGCCCUCAGCGUUUACGCCAUCAGCAACGAGUACUACGUUGUCAACGAGGAGACCGUCGUCGCCUUCUGCCUGCUUGCCGUCUGGGGCGGCCUGAUCAAGUACGGAGGCCCGGCGUAUAGCGAGUGGGCACAGGGACAGGCCGACAAGAUUAAGGGCAUCCUCAACUCGGCCCGCGCCGACCACACCCAGGCUGUCAAGGGCCGCAUUGAGGACGUCCAGCAGAUGUCCGGCGUCGUUGACAUCACCAAGUCCCUCUUCGCCGUUUCCAAGGAAACUGCUCAGCUUGAGGCUCAAGCUUACGAGCACCAGCAGAAGACUGCCCUGGCUGCGGAGGCCAAGGCCGUCCUGGACUCUUGGGUCCGCUACGAGGGCCAGGUCAAGGCCCGCCAGCAGAAGGAGCUCGCCGAGAGCAUCAUCGCCAAGGUCACCAAGGAGCUUGAGAACCCCAAGGUCCUCCAGCAGAUUCUCCAGCAGAGCGUUGCUGAUGUUGAGAAGAUCGUCUCCUCCAAGGCCCAAUAG